Molecule: messenger RNA, 4218 nt
Organism: Saccoglossus kowalevskii
Lineage: Eukaryota; Metazoa; Hemichordata; Enteropneusta; Harrimaniidae
Product: ATP-binding cassette sub-family C member 9-like
Biological process (GO): transmembrane transport; potassium ion transport
Cellular component (GO): membrane
Molecular function (GO): sulfonylurea receptor activity; ATP binding; ATP hydrolysis activity
Source: RefSeq, a predicted model, not a curated record
AUGCUUCUAGCAUCGUGGUUCUGUGGAGGAACAAACGGUACAGCCGAAAGUGACGCAAGGGAAUUUGCCUGGGACCAUGAAAGCACCAUUCACAGUGCAUGUUUUGUUGACCUCGUCAAUGCGGCGAUUAAUCUGUUCUACCUGGUGGCGGCGUCUAUUGUCCUCAUAGUAUUGUCUUGUUUCACAAACUUACGUCACUACUUCUCAAAUAUAUUGUUACAGUUUCCUGGACACGACGUACGAUGGACUCUGUCGAUUGUUCUUUGGUUUGUUCUGUUGUGUGCACUAGGAGAGGGAAUUCUAACAGAUUUAUCGAGAGAUGGACCGACACAGCCUCACCUGUAUAUACCACAAGCUUUGGCAUUUCUUAACGGGUUUAUAUUCCUAGUUUAUUACCAUCACAUGGAAUAUUGGAAUCGACCACAUCUAGUCUGGUUAUUACUGCUAUAUUGGAUUCUGUUAAUUGGUGGCCAGGUUAUCACUCUAAUCAACUUGGAUUACCAAGGAGCAACUGGUUUAGAAGUUCUACGUUUUGAUAUAGCUAUCGUGUUACUGGCAUUGUACUUUACUUACAUAUUCAGAUGGUGUUACAUUGAAGAAUAUUUACCACGGGACACCAAGAAAAAGAAUCUCCUUUUCAUUCACGAGUAUACAAGUUUACUUUCACGUGCGUCUUUCCAGUGGCUUGGUUGGUUAUUGAAAGUUGGAUAUAAACAACCACUGGAAAUUGACGAUCUCGGCGUUCUUCCGGAAAGUCACGGUGACAAACAUCAGUACCAAUGUUUCUUGAAAGCUUAUGAGAAAGAGAAGUUAAUAAUUAUCCUAGUUCUUCUAUACAUUGAACUUGGCUAUGCCGCGUUGAUUGGUGCCUCUGUGUUCCUGAUCACAACACCCAUACAAUUCAAGCUAGGCGGAUCUAUGUCAACAAUACAGAAGCACGUCUUGAAAUUUUCGGAUAAUCGUUUGAAAAAAUCUAACGAAUUAUUGCAAGGGAUGAAGUUGUUGAAGUUAUAUGGAUGGGAAGAAAUCUUUUGUUCAGCUAUUGAACAAGUGCGUAAAAGAGAAGUGAAGAAGAUGCUAAAGCUGGGUGGAUUCUUGAUUGCUACAAACUUUAUCACCCAAGCCACGCCCGUGACUGUUACUCUUAUAUCUUUCGCAGUUUACUCGCUUGUGAGCCCUUUGCCAUUGACACCCGAACUAGCAUUCUCGUCACUGGCAUUGUUCCAACAACUCAUAAUACCAUUGUAUCUGCUCCCGAUGACAAUAGCUUUCACGGUCAAUGCUAUUGUCAGUGUUGGACGAUUACAAAAGUUUUUCGUGGCUCCAGAGAUCGAAGAAAACCACGAUGGUCGUGAUGUGUUAUGUUCAGCAGAGCAACAAUUCCGAGAUGAAUAUGACGACGACGAGGAUGACGAUUUUGUGGACAGUAAAGAGGACGCCAAGGUACAAAAGAAACCUUUCAAAUAUGAAAAAGUUACCCUCGUACCUGCCGAUGACGAGGACGAUGACAAACUACUGACUGGUGGACGUACUAGCAAAGAAGCUUAUGGUACGUUCGAUCAAGAAACAUCAUUAGGGGACUUUGAACGUGCAAACACACUUUCUGACAACGUAGCUCUUAUGAUAAAGAAUGGUUCAUAUUCAUGGGAUGUUGAUAAUCCAGUGGCAGCUAUCAGUGAUAUCAACCUCACAAUCCCAGCAGAGAAACUGACGCUAAUAGUUGGUUUGGUGGGUAGCGGGAAAUCUUCUGUAUUGUCAGCAAUGUUAGGCGAGAUGACGACACUAUCAGGCAGCAUUCUGUUUAAUAAGAAAAAGAACAAAGUCGCAUAUGCCUCACAGAAAGCUUGGUUGCAGAAUGCUACCCUAAAAGAUAAUAUUUUAUUUGGCGAACCAUUUAACAAAAAAAGAUAUAACAAGGUUAUUGAGGCUUGUGCCCUACAACCUGACAUAGAUAUAUUACCCGGGGGUGACAAGACAGAGAUUGGCGAGAAAGGCAUCAACUUAAGCGGAGGACAGAAGCAGCGUGUUAGCUUGGCGAGAUGUAUGUAUGGACAAACAGACAUCGUGAUACUGGACGAUCCAUUAGCAGCUCUAGAUGUACACGUCGGGCGUCAUGUGAUACACGAAGGAAUUCUGGGAUUUGUGAUGAAGGAGAACAGGACAGUCAUUUUAGUAUCACACCAGCUGCAGUAUUUGCAAUAUGCUAAUCAGAUCAUUGUCAUGGAUGGCGGCAAAAUUUACCGACAGGGAAGUCUUGACGAGAUUGCCAACCAUGACCCAGAGUUGUAUGGAAAUUGGAAGGAAACGAUUGUACUGCAGACCGAAUCUGAAAAAGAGAGUGAAACUGAAGAAGAAUUAACUAUUAUAGAGCGAAAAGAACUUAUUAAACAAGUGUCAAUGAUUUCUGAAGAAGGAAAAAAGCAGGAAAAAGUUGGGACGACUCUUAUAGAAGAAGAGGAGAGAGAACGAGGGUCUGUGUCGUGGAAGAUUUAUCUAGCCUAUGCCAAGGCCAUCAAGCUACCGAUAGUAUUUACUAUAAUUACAUUAUGGGCGAGUCAGACGACUGCUUUGACAUUGACUAAUUUCUGGUUAUCUGCAUGGUCUGAAAGUGGAGCCAAUGUGACAAUCAAUGGAACAGUGCAGAAUGACAGCGAUGAUCUUGGUUAUUGGAUCGGAGGAUAUACAGGUCUGACCAUCGCAUACAUUAUAUUAGGAGUGCUUGGGAACUCGUCUCAGAUCAUAUCAGCACUGCUCGCUGCCAAACGAAUUCAUAUUUCCUUGCUCCGUAGCAUUAUCGAUGCGCCAAUGAGGUUCUUUGAUACAACACCCGUAGGUCGCAUACUCAACAGAUUCUCCAAUGACACUAUGAUCAUUGAUCAAAAAAUAUGGCAAACAGUAAAUGGUCUUCUGAUUACCAUAUUUCAAAUAGCUGCUGCUGUGAUAGUGAACAGUCUAGUGAUACCCAUAUUUAUUGCCUUCGUUGUACCUGUUUUGGUUAUUUACUACUUCAUCCAGAGUUACUUCAUAACCACCUCCAGGGAACUUCAGCGUCUGGACAGCAUAACCAAAUCACCAGUAUUCGCCCACUUCUCUGAAACGUUGGGAGGAUUGUCCACAAUCAGAGCAUACAGAGAUGAGAGAAGAUUUCGUCGUGUUCUAAUUGAAAGAAUCGACACAAAUAAUAUCGUAUUUCUAUUUUUACUGAGUGUUAACAGAUGGUUAGCCGUAAGACUAGAUCUUGUCGGUGCUUUUAUUGUUCUUGUGUCCGGGCUUGGUACCUUGAUAGCGUCUAUUCUUGGUGGCCUUCAACCAAGUUUGGUGGGUUUAGCACUCUCAUAUUCAUUACAGAUAGCUGGUUAUCUUAAUUGGUUGAUUCGUCAAGUUGCUGAUUGUGAAAUGCAAAUGAACGCCGUGGAACGUGUUAAGCACUAUACGCACACACCGAGUGAACCAUACAGAGGGAAUCAAAAACCUCCGCUAGCGUGGCCUGAUAGCGGCGAUGUUCGCUUCAAUGACGUAUCCGUCCGAUAUGCUGCAGAGUUGGAACCUGUCUUACGCGAUAUUACAGUGCAUUUCAAAGCUGGAGAAAAGAUUGGAAUUUGUGGACGGACUGGGAGCGGGAAAUCUUCACUUACACUUGCCUUGUUCAGACUCAUAGAUACUUAUAAAGGUAGUAUUGUUAUCGAUGGUAUUGACAUAUCCCAAGUUCCGUUAUUGACUCUUCGUAACAGAAUUGCUAUUAUACCACAGGAUCCUGUGUUGUUUUCUGGCACUAUCAGGUUCAAUCUUGAUCCACUCGAGGAGAAGUUGGAUUCACAAUUGUGGGAAGCACUUGAAAUUGCCCAGUUAAAACCAACGGUGUCCGAACUUGAUAACCAACUCGACGCCGAAGUCGCCGAAAAUGGAGAAAAUUUCAGCGUUGGUCAGCGGCAGUUAUUUUGUUUAGCUAGAGCUUUCCUGAGAAAUGCUCGCAUUUUAAUUAUGGACGAAGCCACUGCCUCGAUUGAUAUGCAGACAGAUGCCAUUCUUCAGACCGUUGUUGCCACUUCUUUCAACAGUGUAACAGUCAUAACAGUAGCGCAUCGCGUUGCCACGAUCAUGGAUUCCGACACUAUACUCGUGUUGAGUGAUGGCAAAAUAGUGGAAUACGACACGCCUGCGAAUCUAUUACAAGAUGAAGACAGUAUAUUUUCGUCUUUAGUGAAAGGGAUGAAAUAA